Chaetomium globosum CBS 148.51 is the source of this 522-nucleotide messenger RNA. RefSeq lists its product as uncharacterized. The coding region runs from base 1 to 522 and encodes 173 amino acids. NCBI's taxonomy places the organism in Eukaryota, Fungi, Ascomycota, Sordariomycetes, Sordariales, Chaetomiaceae. The transcript has a single exon. The record is from RefSeq and is a predicted model, not a curated record.
AUGUUUCUCAACGGCGACUGGUCGAUCCGAAACCGGUGCUUUCGUGACGCGCGCCAGACCCUGAGCUGCUCGCGCUUGACGAGCUUUCGCCACCGCCAUAGCCGGAGCCAGACCCCCAGGAAGACCGAUCAUUGCGCCGGUUGUUGUUCCGCUGUCCGCGACUGCUACCAGCCAGUGUACCCGGCCGCCGCACCGCUCGCCAGACCAGUCCAGAACCCAGGAGACCAGGCCCCACCCGACGACGACGACGACGGCUUCGGUCCCGAACCGGGAUACGGCGGCGGCGGAUCAUCCCCACGUCCCCAACCACCACCACCGCCGCCACCACCCCAGCCCGGUCUGCCACCACCACCACCACCACCACCACCACCUGUUCCCCUCCAAGUAUCAACCCAACCAAACAAAAUCACCAUACACACCGCCACAAACACCACCCAAAACAGCACCGCCCCCCCCUCCCUGCUGCUGUGGGAUGAAACCGACUUCGCCCAAGGAGAAGUGCACUUCCCGGUACACGUGUGA